GUUUUGCCUUUUGAUAUACUUUAACCACCUGCCGCCCACCCACAGUACACUGUGCGUGUGGGCUGCAACUCCAGGCUAAGCUACGUACUGGUACAUCGCUCAGCACAUAUGCAUUGGCACGUCCCCUGGAGUGCGCAGUGGCGUGAGCUCGUGACCGCUGUGUCUGAUCACAGUGUUCUGUAUGACCAAUCAUGGCGAUCACAUGAUUACAUCGGCCUUUUACCAUGUGAUCAGCUAUGUCCAAUAACACAGCAGUUCACAAAGUAAAUACAGUUGCCAAUUAUCAGCAGCACUUUCCU
Molecule: messenger RNA, 299 nt
Organism: Staurois parvus
Lineage: Eukaryota; Metazoa; Chordata; Amphibia; Anura; Ranidae
Source: the annotation of a GenBank genome assembly